Messenger RNA from Humulus lupulus (European hop), 960 nucleotides. RefSeq lists its product as uncharacterized. NCBI's taxonomy places the organism in Eukaryota, Viridiplantae, Streptophyta, Magnoliopsida, Rosales, Cannabaceae. The record is from RefSeq and is a predicted model, not a curated record. The transcript has 4 exons. Bases 287 to 625 code for a protein of 112 amino acids.
UAAAAACAACAAACCAAAUAACCUGAUCAGCUUCCAAAAAUUGAUAGGCAAGCUACUAAAAAAUUUGGGCACAAUUGUUCUUUUUUCUUAUUUUUGCUUUAACUCUCUCCCUCAGAUAUCCCUCUUCUCCUUCUAAAACCCUAGAAAUCAUUUGUGUGUCUGGUCUCUCUAAUCUCUCACUACUCCUCACGCAUUCUUGACUAUGUAUGUCCGAGCAAUCAGCCUCUGAGACAAACCAUUUCACAUUCUCUGACCUCUUGUCUUUCCCCCUUCCUUUCUCCUUUCUAUGCAGCUGGAUUUGGACAAUAAUUUAUCACUUCAAUUGUAUUUUGUGACUUGUGGGUGUGAUUUUGAGCCCAAAAAGAUUUCUAUCAUCAGACAAAGAAAACAUACGGAGAAAGAAAAUAUGAUCUUGGUUUUUCUUUCAUGUAUAUAUGAAAUAGAAAAUAAUAGUGUUUUUUAUGGUCAUCAUGUCAUCUGGGAUUCUCUUUUGAAGAGUUGUUGCUCUAUUAGACAAAGGCAAGUUAUUCAAGGCGACCGAUUGCUUAACAUCAGCUUUGGAGCCCCUAGAAGGAAAGUGUGGCAAGGAAAAAUGUGGUUUUGCUAUUGGCCAAGUAAGGCAUGAUGAGUAUGUGGAGCCAAUAUGACCGUACAUAUUGGGCUGACAUGAAGAGAGCGGAGUUCUGCUAUGCUAUAUUUUAUGAAUAAGUGAGAAACUUGGUUUUAUAAUUACAUUUUAUUUAAAAGUAUUUUGUGAACUUUAUAUUAUACAUAAAGCUUUACAUUUUAUUGGCUAGAUAUAACCAUAGUUCUAUGAUAAGGUGUAAUAACGUCACAUAAAUUAUUAUUAAAAUUAUUAAAGUAAUAUGUAAAAUAAAGUUUUUGGGUGUGAAUAUUGUAUGGCUUAAAGUUACAAACAAUAAUUUAUCUAUUUUUAAUAAAGUUUUUGUAAAUUCAGAA